Rosa rugosa (rugosa rose) is the source of this 954-nucleotide messenger RNA. Its product is annotated as NAC domain-containing protein JA2-like. NCBI's taxonomy places the organism in Eukaryota, Viridiplantae, Streptophyta, Magnoliopsida, Rosales, Rosaceae. The record is from RefSeq and is a predicted model, not a curated record. The coding region runs from base 69 to 671 and encodes 200 amino acids. The transcript has a single exon. Gene Ontology annotation, molecular function: DNA binding. Gene Ontology annotation, biological process: regulation of DNA-templated transcription.
AGUUAGAAACUAAUAAGAAGACGAGAAACAAAGCUAGCACGUACGCUUCGUACUCGUGCGUAAAAAAAAUGGCAGCUCACGAUGAUCCUCCUCCGGGCUACAGAUUUAGACCUGACACAGAACAACUCCUUGUUCAUUAUCUUCGUCCCAAACUCGACGGAGAAGGCUUUCCCCAAGGGCUUGUUCCUUUCUGCGAUCUUUAUGGAGAUCAAGAACCAUGGCAGAUAUGGGAAGCUUUCAAAGAAACAUCAGAGAAAGACCGAGAAAGAAAAGACCUUUAUUUUCUUACCCAACACAAGAAGAAGACUCCAAAUGGCAAGCGCAAAAGCCGAACAGUCGGCGCGGGUACCUGGAAAGGCGAAGACGCCGCCAAAAAAGUACUUGUUGCUUCUCAAAGAGUUAUUGGCAAGAGAAAAAGAUUUCGUUACGAUAACAAGGGCUCGGCGCAAAACGGUCGCUGGCUCAUGCACGAGUUUGAACUUGAUGCAUCUUUACUGCGAAACAAACGUAAAGCAAAGGAGUAUGUUCUUUGUAUUCUUAGAAAGAACGAUAAAUCGGAGAAAGAUCGGAAACAAGAAGGACAAGAGGAUCAAGAAGAAGAUGUGAUGAGUUGCGACUAUGGUGAUCAAAAAGGUGGAAACCUUCAUGAACCUGAGUUCGUUGAAGAAUGACCAGUACUACUCAACAACGUCCCAGAUGAACUUCGUAAACAUGCAAUGCGCUUUGUGGUAUACCUAGAGAAACAGAUUGCUGAGCAGGCUAUGAAAAAGAAAUUAGAAUAAAUAGAGGGGCAGCUGAUGAGUGAUGACUGGUGCUGAUGAUGGUUAUUUUCUCGAGCAACUACUAUAGGAGUAUUAUUAUCAGGUGUUGGAGCUGGGUUAUACCCCAUUUUAGAGUUGAAUCUCUGCUGAAAGCCUGAAAUUAAUAUGAAGCGUUACUAAGUUUUUUUCAAGA